AUGGCGGUGGCACGGAAAAUCAAAACUUUGCUGACUGUGAACAUAUUGGUAUUUGUGGGUAUAAUCCUGUUCUCGGUGUACUGCAGGAUCCAGGACAGGUCCCAGGAGCUGGUGCAGAUAGUGAGAAGUUCUGACCGGAGAGUGAGAAGCAGAAACACUAAGGUUGGAUCCUUGGUGGAUCGGGAGUCAAUAUUACAAAGACUGGACCAUCUGGAAGAAGUAGUUUAUAACCAACUUAAUGGCUUAGCUAAGCCAAUGGGGCUUGUGGAAGGACCAGGGGGACUAGGACAAGGUGGGAUGGCUGCCACCUUGAGGGAUGACAGCCAUGAAUCUGAGACCAAAUAUGAGGAAUAUGGUUAUAAUGCCCAGCUCAGUGACCGCAUCUCUUUGGACAGAUCAAUUCCUGAUUACCGGCCAAAGAAAUGCAAGCAGAUGAGUUUCCCUGAUGAUCCGUCUCAGAUUGCUGUGGUCUUUAUCUUUGUGAAUGAAGCUCUGUCUGUAAUCCUACGGUCUGUGCACAGUGUGGUCAAUCACACCCCAUCUCAUCUGCUGAAGGAAAUCAUUUUGGUUGAUGACAACAGUGACAAUGUUGAACUAAAAUUUAACUUGGAUCAGUAUGUGAAUAAGCGUUACCCGGGGUUGAUAAAAAUUGUUCGUAAUACCAGACGGGAAGGUUUGAUCCGAGCCCGGAUUCAAGGAUGGAAAGCAGCCAGCGCACCAAUCGUUGGCUUUUUUGAUGCUCAUGUGGAAUUCAACACCGGCUGGGCUGAACCCGUCAUUACACGGAUAAAAGAAGAUCGCAGUAGAGUCAUCUUGCCUGCUAUUGACAACAUUAAGUAUAAUACAUUUGAAGUGCAGCAGUAUGCAAAUGCUGCUCAUGGAUACAACUGGGGAUUAUGGUGUAUGUACAUUACUCCCCCUCAGGAUUGGUUAGAAAAAGGAGACGAGUCAGCCCCAAUCAGAACCCCAGCAAUGAUCGGCUGCUCUUUUGUGGUGGACAGAGCAUACUUUGGAGAUAUUGGAUUGCUUGACCCUGGUAUGGAAGUAUAUGGAGGAGAAAAUAUUGAACUGGGCAUGAGAGUAUGGCAGUGUGGAGGAAGCAUGGAAGUAUUACCUUGCUCAAGAGUCGCUCAUAUUGAACGCACAAAGAAGCCUUACAACAAUGACAUUGACUACUAUGCAAAGCGCAAUGCCCUGCGUGCUGCAGAGGUGUGGAUGGAUGAGUUUAAGUCCCAUGUGUACAUGGCUUGGAAUAUACCCAUGACGAAUCCUGGUGUAGACUUUGGCGAUGUCUCAGAGAGGUUGGCCCUAAGACAGAAGCUGCAAUGCCGUAGCUUUAAAUGGUACCUGGAGAAUGUUUAUCCAGAAAUGAGAGUAUACAAUAACACUAUCACAUAUGGAGAGCUACGCAACAGCAAAGCAACUGGAUACUGCUUAGAUCAAGGAUCAGAAGAUGACAACAAAGCCAUCCUUUACCCCUGCCAUGGAAUGUCCUCACAGCUGGUACGCUACAGCACCGAAGGACUUCUCCAGCUGGGACCCCUGGGAUCCACCGCAUUCUUACCAGAUACAAAGUGUCUCAUUGAUGAUGGGAAGGGAAGGACUCCUACUCUGAAGAAAUGUGAUGACAUCCCAAGGCCUACUCAAAAACUCUGGGAUUUUACACAGAACAGUCCAAUUGUCAGCAAAGAUACUGGUCGCUGUCUUGAAGUUGAGAUGUCCAAGGAUGCUAAUUUUGGACUCCGAUUAGUUGUACAGAGAUGCUCAGGGCAGAAAUGGAUAAUAAGAAACUGGAUAAAACAUGGACGCAAUUGA
Molecule: messenger RNA, 1815 nt
Organism: Bombina bombina (fire-bellied toad)
Lineage: Eukaryota; Metazoa; Chordata; Amphibia; Anura; Bombinatoridae
Gene: GALNT9
Product: polypeptide N-acetylgalactosaminyltransferase 9
Exons: 11
Coding region: 1-1815 (604 amino acids)
Cellular component (GO): Golgi apparatus
Source: RefSeq, a predicted model, not a curated record